AUGGAGCGGGCCUUGGCGGCCGCUUACUCCGCCACCUCUCCUGCCCCAGAACCUGCCUCCGCCGCCUCCUUCCCCGCCUCCGCCCCCCGCUUCGCCGCCGCCGCCGCCCUCCCCUCCUCCGCCCGCGCCCGCGCCUUCCCCGCCCCCUCCGCCCUCUCCCCCGCCGCCGCCGCCGCCUCCGGCUCCCGCUUCGCCGCCGCCUCUGCUCGGCCCGGGGCCCUGAGAGGCGGCCACCUUGGGUCUCCCUCGCGGGCCCGGGGCGCAGGCAUGGCGGACGGCGGCGGCGGCGGCGCGGGCGGCGGGGGCGCGGGCCCGGCGGCGGCGGGGCCGGGGGCGGCCGCGGCGGGCGGCGGCGGCGGCGGCGGCCCCAUCAACCCGGCCUCGCUGCCUCCCGGGGACCCGCAGCUCAUCGCGCUCAUCGUGGAGCAGCUCAAGAGCCGCGGCCUGUUUGACAGCUUCCGCCGGGACUGCCUGGCCGACGUGGACACCAAGCCGGCCUACCAGAACCUGAGGCAGAAAGUGGAUAACUUUGUCUCCACACAUCUGGACAAGCAGGAGUGGAACCCGACGAUGAACAAGAACCAGCUGCGGAACGGCCUGCGGCAGAGCGUGGUUCAGUCGGGGAUGUUGGAAGCCGGAGUGGACAGGAUCAUCUCUCAGGUGGUGGACCCCAAGCUGAACCACAUCUUCAGGCCACAGAUCGAGCGAGCCAUCCACGAGUUCCUGGCAGCCAAGAAGCGGGAAGCCGCACCAGCGCCCCCUCCGGAGCCGGAGGGCCAGGACGGCCCGGGCCCCGCCCAGGACGCCUCCUGA
This is a messenger RNA of Pipistrellus nathusii (Nathusius's pipistrelle), 813 nucleotides long. The record is from the annotation of a GenBank genome assembly. NCBI's taxonomy places the organism in Eukaryota, Metazoa, Chordata, Mammalia, Chiroptera, Vespertilionidae.